AAACCGCGAAUUUCAUAUUUCUGUAAAGUCUAAACCGACUUCGCCGAUAAACCCUAAACCCUUUCCCGGUCGCGCGACAUUGUUCAUCCAUGCGCAAUCUACCUCAUGUUCGUUAUCAGACUCUUCCGCCAGGAUCCAAUUCCGUUUGCUCAUCCUCAUACACCUUCCAAUCGAUGUUUCUGCUACUCCAAACUCCGGGAUCACUACGCUUUUGAAUCCCCACCUUCUCUCUCCCCUAAACCCCCACCGCCGGAGCUCAAACCGCGGCAAAACAAACCACUGAAACCACGGUACAAACCACCAUCGUCGCUCGAUCUCGCUGACAAGAAGCCAAAGCAUUCAGACUUGCCAUUCGAUUUCCAGUACAGUUACACGGAGACUAGCCGCUUGGUGAGGCCUAUCGGGCUUCGAGAACCGAAGUUUUCACCGUUUGGGCCUGGGCGGCUUGACCGGAAAUGGACUGGGGUGUGUGCCCCGGCGGUGGACCCGAAGGCGAGCUCUUUAGAGAGCAUGGAAGAUCCAAAACUGGAAGAGAAGAGGAGGGUCAUGUGGGAGAAUAUUCAAGGAGAGCCACUGACAGGAGCCGAGAGAAAGGCUUUGGUGGAAACGUGUCAAAAGAAGAAAACAAAGAGGCAGAUUAAUUUGGGAAGAGAUGGUUUAACUCACAAUAUGUUAAAUGAUAUCUAUAAUCACUGGAAACAUGCCGAAGCAGUGAGGAUCAAAUGUUUAGGUGUUCCCACUGUUGAUAUGAAAAAUGUGUGCACGCAGCUUGAGGAGAAAACCUUUGGAAAGAUCAUUCAUAGGCAUGGUGGUUUUCUUGUUCUAUACAGAGGGAGGAACUAUAAUCCCAAGAAAAGGCCAUUCAUUCCCUUAAUGUUAUGGAGACCCCAUGAACCUAUCUAUCCCAGGCUGAUUAAAACUACAAUUGAUGGACUGAGCAUUGAUGAAACAAAAGAAAUGAGAAAGAAAGGACUAGCUGUUCCUGCUUUGACAAGACUUUCAAAAAAUGGUUACUACGGUAGUUUGGUACCCAUGGUUCGAGAUGCUUUUCUCUCCUGCGAGUUGGUUCGGAUUGAUUGUCAAGGCCUUGAGAAGAGUGAUUACAAGAAAAUUGGCUGCAAGCUUCGGGACCUUGUGCCUUGUAUCUUGGUGACGUUUGAGAAGGAGCAGAUUGUAGUGUGGAGGGGCAAGGAUUACCAGCCUUCAGAAUCGGAAUGUUUUCUUUCAGUCAGAGAGUCAUUUGAUGAUUUUGAUGGCAAUACGAAGUGUGUCGACAGUGACGACGACGAGGACGAUGAAAAUUUUGACAACAAUUGCUGCGAUGCAGGCUUUCAAUCUGCUGCAAAGCAAAAUCCCAAGGACUGAUGAUUCGAAUGCACUAUGCUGUAGAUUGACCCAUAUUGUUUGUUCAUAUCAUUUAUUUCCUCAUUCUUCUGUUCUCCCAUGAAGAAGGGAGUGAAAAUUCUGUAGAGCGUAGAGGUUUGAACUUUUAACUUUCUUUUUGACAAUGGUGUAUACUUUAGCUAGCGGAACUAUGUUCAUGUUGAGUUGUUCUACGCCUAUAUUGGCUUAUCAAAUUUUUGUUAUCGCAACCCACGAGUCUUAACUUCCCUCUAACGACUUAUUUUCUUCCCUUUUUUGUUCUGGUUUGACAACGAAAAUGUUGUGAUGUUCUUCUCUUGUAGUCAGGUCCAGUCUAUAGACGAUUAUUGCUCUC
Messenger RNA from Cucurbita maxima (winter squash), 1717 nucleotides. Its product is annotated as CRS2-associated factor 1, mitochondrial. The record is from RefSeq and is a predicted model, not a curated record. The coding region runs from base 106 to 1365 and encodes 419 amino acids. Gene Ontology annotation, biological process: Group II intron splicing. Gene Ontology annotation, molecular function: RNA binding. The transcript has 6 exons. Lineage: Eukaryota; Viridiplantae; Streptophyta; Magnoliopsida; Cucurbitales; Cucurbitaceae.